AAACAUUUCAAACCAGCUGGGAGCCGGCCAAAUUCAAUUUAAUUUUUACAAAACUUUUAUCAAAAUGGAUGAAAUAGAAUACAAAUUAAAAACUAACAACAGCGUUCUAAUAGUCAACGCGAUAGACAAGUUGUUAUCGACCAUUAAAUCGAAGUAUAAGGUCGGCGAACGGCAGAAGUUUGUGAUCGAAAAUGAAGAGUUAAAGUUCUUGAGGGAAAAGUGCUUGGCACAGGAACACAUGGUUAGCCUGACUGCGUGCCAGGGUCUGUUGGCGUUAGUGGAACUUGGAGUUUUGGAGAUAGCUCACACGAUGUCUACAGUAGUUACCUUGCUUCCUAGCACACAUAACUACUCAGCAAUCAUUUCCACCAUGGCUGGUCUGCUGGUGUUGGACCUCAAGUCCAGACUGGUGCCGGGGCAGGUCUACAAGUGUCAGUUCUCCCUGCGCUCUCCCCGACACCCAUUCAUCACCGUGCUGGAGAAGAACAAGGAGAUGGAGAAUGAUGUGCUAACACAGAUGCAUGCUCUGUGCACACACCCAGAAUAUAAAGUGUCAUCCAACAGCCUGGAGCUUCUCCGGCCAGUGUUCCUGUGGCUAGCCUGCAGUCCGCGCCGCAGCAGCAUCAGGCCGUGGCAGCUAUUGCUGAGUCUGCCGCAGACGGAUGCUCAGUUGCAGCUGUUGGUGGCUUGUAUCACUUGCCAGAGGAUAUGUAGUCAAAAAGAGAUCGAGUACGCUUUUGCCGCUUACUCCGCAGUAACAGACGCAGCUAUUUAUCAGCAGAGACGCGAACACGUCGUUGCGUUUCUGCCCGUGCUCGCGCGAAUCUGUGGCGAGUUAGUGACGCACGGUCGCGACCCGCGCGGCUGCUACAGCCUGAUAGAACGCUGCUUCUCGCUCGAGGCGCCGGAACUCAAGAGCGUGGCGGGCCUCACGCUCAUGCUGCUGGCCCACAACCUCACCCACACAUCCGCGCUGUAUCUGCACGAGCUGUUCAACCUGUGUCUAAACAUAAUCAGCAAAUACGAAUACUCCAAACUAUGCCUGAACUCAUUUGUCGGUCUGUCUCUACAAUGGAUCCAUCUCCCUUCAUACCUUACCAAUAAUGCUUUGAAAGUCGCUUCAAAAAUUGUAGAUAUUCACCAAAACGACCAAAAACAUGACACUGGCCUUUAUAUGGCUAAUCUCAAGUCCAAUACAACGUUCAUAGAACUGGCUCAUUCAGACAAAAUUUUAUACAUGUAUUUCAAGUUGUUAGAAACCUGGGAACGUUUGAGGGAUAACCCGGAGAAGUUAAAAAGUUGGUUUGAUACUUUGACAAGUAUAAAUGAUCAGUUGAAGUUGGAACUGCUCACUUUCUUUGUUGGGGUUGUAAUGGAUAGGUGUGGGGAGGAAGAGGUGACGUUGAAGGGGUUGAGGGUUAUAAUAGACUGUGUGAGGGUUAAGAAGGAAGUGUCGGUGGCAGUGUUGCCAGUGUUGCUUUACAAGAUGGCGAACGAUGAAAGACCCAGUGUAAAACUGGGGUGCUUGAGGGGCCUACCGUUGAUGGCCACGACUAAGGAAAAUGUUCCAGCGUUGGUUUCGAUCCUCAACAAACUGAAAGCCAAUAAAGGCGUCCCAACGUCGCUCCUCAUCAUGCUCUACACAAGACUCGCUGAAACACAGGUGCGUUGUUUCCCGUACCUGCAAGAGCUACUGGUGGACUCUGGAGUAGGAAGACCGGAUGAUCUCAAGUGGGAGGUAGACGUCGCCAAGGCGGUCGCUGUCAAGCGGAUAUGCGAGAUGCGGGCGUCAACUCACGGCCUAGAACUAGUAUCAGUGAUAUCGUCUAUCCUCAACCGUUGUACCGACCGCCCCGGUGCAACCGCCACGUCACUAGUGUUGGAUGCCCUAGCUAGCCUCUGGCGCGGCAACGCUGUGGCCCCGCCUAGCACUUGGCGGGCCUUGGAGCCACGGCUGGGGCGGGAUUCCAGACCGCUCGUGCAGAUUAGCCUUUGCAAGUUGCUAGCUGAAAUCCCAGCACUCCGAGUGUCAACGCCAGAGUAUGACAAACUUAUAGCAGAUGCUGCUAGGAAGCUCUGGCAAUAUAUCGCCGAGUCUAACCAACCUUCAGUAAUAGAAGCGGCCUGCAACGCUCUAGCCGAGUACAAGAUCGAAGACUACAAGCUGAAGGACAUUCCCGAGAUAUACAGACGUACAGUGAAACUGCCGCCUUCUUAUUGCAAGACUCCAGCCGACGCCGCCAGGAAACCUGAAGAUGUCCUCGAUUAUGUACCUUGUGAAGUCUGGCCAGAAGUAUUCAAGUAUACCAACCAAGCUGCCUUGAAUGGUGUUCAUCAACUGGUCACCAAGUUGAUGGAACGGGAGAUCAAGUCAUACAGAAGUGGGGUGUACCAAGUUGACACUCGGGAGCCCCAGGGCGCGGGCCACAUGCCCGUCGCGAGCGUGGUCCGAGGGAUGAUGGAGUGCUUCCGGAAGCAGGUGACAUCCCCAUCUUACGACUACCCAGAAGCUGUCCUUCUAGCGAUCCUCCAGACCUUGACUGAGGAGUUCCCCAAACCCCUGCCUCCAAUGGACCUGUGCUUCCUGCACGAGGUGUUCCAUCGUGGCUCGCUGUGGAAGGCCGGCUGUGUCAAGUUAGCGGCCAGACAGGCGCAUACUUCCGGCUCUGCUAAGAGGUUGAUCGAGAACUUUCUGCAAGGAAUUGUUCCUGGUAGUAGCGAGGAAUCAGACAUAAUGCUGUUCUUCGAAAACCUGUCAAUUCUCUGCAGAACAGUACCUCCAAACAACUUAAGGCCACCUUUGGAGCAAUGCCUUGCAGAGUCAUUUUCAGCAAUACCCAGAGUCAAACCUAAAGACCUUGACCUCGAGGAGUUCCUGUUCAUAAAACAGUUGAGAAUGAUCAAGGAAUGUCUAGAAGGAGACAAAAUACAUGAUGCCAAUAGAACUUUGCUGUCACAAAUUGUGGAGAACUACUUCUCAGUCAUAAAUGAUGAUCAUUUGGCGUGGCCGUUAUACGUGGAAACCUGUCGCGCUCUAUCCACCAAGUAUCUGGAACGGAUGACCUCCCCCACAGGCUGGUGGGAAGUGACGAGCGAGCUUCUGCGCAAGUCCAGUGCAGUGAGGAGCAGACUGGCCGCACUGACUGAGGUCUCCGCCCCACUGGUGUGGCUCAACGAGUCCAUAGACGCGCACGCUUCCAGUAUCACGGAGCAAGAGUAUUCUCUUCGUUGUAUGCUGCCUGCCUUGCAAGUUGCCAAGAUUGAGGAUAAAUCCACGCAGGAAUGGUUUCUCCAACUACUAGCACGAACUCAAGUGGCAUUUAAUGAAACUGACGACGAACUGUCGAAGCUGUAUUUAUGCGACGUAUUUUUUCUCACUGUGACGGUGUUCAGUGGACUCUGGUCCUUCGAACCGGAUGCGGCAACGUUGGCCGCGAGUGGUGCCGCGCGCCGUGCCUUGCUACCGGCCGCCGCGGCCUCUUUGAUGUCGAGAGAUGGUUGGAAGGAUUGUACUGCACAGAUGCUGGAAUGGCUUUGUCACACUCGAGACCUCAUCAAAGAGUCAGAAACGGCGCGGUGUUGCCAGCGAGCGAUGCUGGCGCUGAGACACACUGAACAGUUCACUGCACAGGGCAUUUGGACUAGGAUAGAAACUAACUUUGGCCUGACUACGACCAAUCUAGAUUAUUAAAUAAGUUGAGUAUUUACAUUUGUAUUGACGCCAUUAGCACACACUAAAGUUUGUGGUUCUCCAAACUGGAAAUAUGCCUAAUAUAUAAUUA
Messenger RNA from Maniola jurtina (meadow brown), 3782 nucleotides. RefSeq names its product focadhesin. Lineage: Eukaryota; Metazoa; Arthropoda; Insecta; Lepidoptera; Nymphalidae. Bases 65 to 3691 code for a protein of 1208 amino acids. The record is from RefSeq and is a predicted model, not a curated record. The transcript is spliced from 19 exons. Gene Ontology annotation, biological process: regulation of post-transcriptional gene silencing.